AUGGGUGGGCUCGAGGAGAUCAAGAAUGAAGCCGUCGAUCUGGAGAACAUCCCCAUCGAGGAGGUGUUCGAACAGCUGAAAUGCACCCGCGAGGGGCUGAGCUCCAGCGAGGGCCAGCAACGUCUCGAGAUCUUUGGCCCCAACAAGCUCGAGGAGAAGAAGGAGAGCAAGUUCCUCAAGUUCCUUGGGUUCAUGUGGAACCCGCUGUCAUGGGUCAUGGAGAUGGCUGCCAUCAUGGCCAUUGCCCUUGCCAACGGUGGUGGCAAGCCCCCGGAUUGGGAGGACUUCGUCGGUAUCAUCGUGCUCCUGGUUAUCAACUCCACUAUCUCCUUCAUUGAGGAGAACAAUGCCGGCAACGCCGCGGCUGCACUCAUGGCCAACCUUGCUCCCAAAACCAAGGUUCUUAGAGAUGGCCGAUGGGGCGAGCAGGAGGCUGCAAUCUUGGUUCCUGGUGACAUCAUCAGCAUCAAGCUUGGUGAUAUCGUCCCUGCCGAUGCUCGUCUCCUCGAGGGUGAUCCUCUCAAGGUUGACCAGUCUGCGCUUACCGGAGAAUCCCUCCCGGUUACCAGGGGCCCUGGGGACGAAGUCUUCUCAGGGUCCACUUGUAAGCAGGGCGAGAUCGAGGCCGUGGUCAUUGCCACCGGAGUGCACACCUUUUUCGGCAAGGCUGCUCAUCUUGUGGACAGCACCAACCAGGUCGGACACUUCCAACAGGUCCUGACAGCAAUUGGUAACUUCUGCAUCUGCUCGAUUGCGGUCGGCAUCAUCGUCGAGAUCAUCGUCAUGUUCCCAAUUCAGCACCGCAAAUACCGCAGCGGAAUUGAGAACCUGUUGGUCCUCUUGAUCGGUGGUAUCCCAAUUGCCAUGCCUACUGUGCUUUCAGUCACCAUGGCCAUCGGUUCGCACAAGCUGUCACAGCAGGGUGCCAUCACUAAGAGGAUGACUGCCAUUGAGGAGAUGGCUGGUAUGGAUGUGCUUUGCAGUGACAAGACUGGCACACUCACCCUGAACAAGCUUAGUGUCGACAAGAACCUCGUCGAGGUGUUUUGCAAAGGCGUCGACAAAGACCAUGUGUUGCUGUUGGCUGCAAGGGCUUCAAGGACUGAGAACCAGGAUGCCAUCGAUGCUGCCAUGGUUGGCAUGCUUGCUGAUCCCAAGGAGGCAAGGGCUGGUAUAAGGGAAGUCCACUUCUUGCCCUUCAACCCUGUUGAUAAGAGGACUGCUCUGACAUACAUUGAUGGCGAUGGCAACUGGCACCGUGUCAGCAAGGGUGCUCCCGAGCAGAUUCUUGACCUGUGCCACUGCAAGGAGGAUUUGAGGCGGAAGGUGCACGGUAUUAUCGAGAAGUUUGCCGAGCGUGGUCUUCGUUCGCUUGCUGUUGCCAGACAGGAAGUGCCUGAGAAAAGUAAGGAGUCCCCUGGUGGACCAUGGCAAUUCGUUGGUUUGUUGCCUCUGUUUGAUCCACCUAGGCACGACAGUGCUGAGACAAUUCGCAAGGCUCUUGUUCUUGGUGUUAAUGUCAAGAUGAUUACUGGUGAUCAGCUUGCUAUUGGUAAGGAGACUGGAAGGAGGCUUGGCAUGGGUACCAACAUGUAUCCUUCCUCAGCAUUGCUCGGCCAAAACAAGGAUUCUACACUUGAAGCACUUCCUGUAGAUGAACUCAUUGAGAAGGCUGAUGGUUUUGCCGGAGUCUUCCCUGAACACAAGUAUGAGAUUGUGAAGAGACUACAAGAGAAGAAACACAUUGUUGGUAUGACUGGAGAUGGUGUCAACGAUGCCCCCGCUCUUAAGAAGGCCGACAUCGGUAUUGCUGUUGCAGAUGCUACUGAUGCUGCAAGGAGUGCUUCCGAUAUUGUCCUUACUGAGCCAGGUCUUAGUGUCAUUAUCAGCGCUGUCCUUACCAGCAGAUGCAUCUUCCAGAGGAUGAAGAACUACACCAUUUAUGCUGUUUCCAUCACAAUCCGUAUAGUGCUUGGAUUUAUGCUCAUUGCUUUGAUCUGGCAAUACGAUUUCUCUCCCUUCAUGGUCCUUAUCAUUGCCAUUCUCAAUGACGGUACUAUCAUGACCAUCUCCAAGGACAGAGUUAAGCCAUCUCCCUUGCCCGACAGCUGGAAGCUGAAGGAAAUCUUUGCUACCGGUGUCGUGCUUGGAAGCUACCUUGCUCUGAUGACUGUCAUUUUCUUCUGGGCUAUGCACAAGACCGACUUCUUCUCGGACAAAUUCGGUGUGAGGUCAAUCAGAGACAGUGAGCAUGAGAUGAUGUCUGCGUUGUACCUCCAAGUCAGUAUUGUGAGCCAGGCUCUGAUCUUCGUCACCCGUUCCCGUAGCUGGUCCUUCGUGGAGCGCCCUGGUCUGCUCCUGGUCACCGCGUUCCUGCUCGCUCAACUUGUUGCUACCUUCCUGGCUGUCUACGCCAACUGGGGCUUCGCCAGGAUCAAGGGUAUCGGCUGGGGCUGGGCUGGUGUCGUCUGGCUCUACAGCAUCGUGUUCUACUUCCCUCUGGACCUGAUCAAGUUCUUCAUCCGCUUCGUGCUCAGCGGCAGGGCAUGGGACAACCUCCUCGAGAACAAGACCGCCUUCACCACCAAGAAGGAUUACGGGCGGGAAGAGAGGGAGGCGCAAUGGGCCACCGCGCAGAGGACGCUGCACGGUCUCCAGCCGCCGGAGGCUGCCACCAACACGCUGUUCAACGACAAGAGCAGCUACCGCGAGCUGUCGGAGAUCGCUGAGCAAGCCAAGAGACGAGCUGAGAUCGCGAGGCUGAGGGAGCUCAACACCCUCAAGGGCCACGUGGAGUCGGUGGUGAAGCUCAAGGGGCUGGACAUCGACACCAUCCAGCAGAACUACACGGUGUGA
Molecule: messenger RNA, 2856 nt
Organism: Miscanthus lutarioriparius
Lineage: Eukaryota; Viridiplantae; Streptophyta; Magnoliopsida; Poales; Poaceae
Source: the annotation of a GenBank genome assembly